Messenger RNA from Glossina fuscipes, 792 nucleotides. Its product is annotated as guanine nucleotide exchange factor DBS-like. NCBI's taxonomy places the organism in Eukaryota, Metazoa, Arthropoda, Insecta, Diptera, Glossinidae. Bases 172 to 792 code for a protein of 206 amino acids. Gene Ontology annotation, molecular function: guanyl-nucleotide exchange factor activity. The transcript has 5 exons. Gene Ontology annotation, cellular component: cytoplasm. The record is from RefSeq and is a predicted model, not a curated record.
AGUCGUUCGUGAUAAAGGUGGCAAAACUAUUUCUGCAUAUAGAAAGCAUUUCAUAAUAUAUCGAAGCGCGUAGUUUUGCAGUCAUUGUUAUAUAAUGAUGUUGAAUCAGUGUUGGCAGAAUCUCAGGCAAUUGUUACACAUGCAUCACAGCAACAGCAACGACAGCAGCACAUGUUAGAAUCCCAAUCUUCCGUAACUAGUACAACUUCUAUACAGACUGUAUUACAGCAAUCUGUUAUACUACAGCAAAACGCUUCAACACCAAAACAUGCUAAUAGCACGACUAAUCUAAAUGGACUCUCAUUAACGCAACAACAACAACAGCAUCAACAGCAAACUGUUAUUAACAGUAAUUCAAAUAGUUUAAAUAAUUCACAAAUCAUUACCUAUGCUAUCGAAGCUCUACCAGGUUUACGACAUCCUUCGGAUAGCGUAAAUUCUUUAUUGGAACAUAUAGCACCCGCCAAUAUGAGCAGCGAGGGAGUACUAAAUAUUGCCGAUGUAGCCGAUCUCUUGCAUCCACAACAUGCAAUAAUAACUGGUGGACGCUCUCAGGAAGGUUGUCCCUUAAUUAUAUUCCCUGAUAAUAACAAUUUCGCGACACUGGAAGAAGUUGAUUACCAAAAAUUAAUUUUAUAUUUGACUUCAGUACCAUCUUUACAAGAUGCCGAUUUGGGUUUUCAUUUGAUUAUCGAUCGCCGAAAAGAUAAAUGGACUUCGGUUAAAACAGUUCUGCAACGUAUAUCGGAUAAUGGGGAUCAGUAUGAAUUAUUCGGUCACGAUCAAACAUAA